AUGCACGUCACGGCCUGUCCGCCGCCGCUCGCCGUCAUCCUCCUGCCUCGGAUCCUCGCCCUCGCCGGGACGGUGGCCCUGGGACGUCACGGCCGUCUCCCCGCCCCACCAGUGAAGCCCCGCCCCCCGUGGAACGUGACGUUUCUCUGGUCAGCCGAUGGCGAGUCCGUUUCCAUUUCCUGCCCCGGUCACGCCUACUCCGGCCUGGACUAUGAGGUGCAGCACCGCGACGCCUGGGACAGCGCCUGGCAGACGACUUCGGGUCCGCGCUGUGACAUCACGGUGGGCGGGCUCAACCCCGAGAUCUGCUACGACUUCCGGGUCAGGGCGAGGCCCCGGGAUUUCCACUACGGCACAGAGGCAAUGCCCAGCGAGUGGACAGGCGUGAUGUCACGUCGGGGGGCGGGGCCCCCGGCCUCCUGUGCCCCGGGCCCCGCCCCCGCGGUCCCAGCCCCGCCCUGGCCCCUCCCCCUGGCGUGCUGCCUGGCGGCCAUGAUGACGCUGGCGCUGCUCCUCAUCCUGCUGAGGCUGCGCAGAGUGAAGGCCGCACUGCUGCCCUGCGUCCCCGACCCCCGCGGCUCGUUCCCCGGCCUCUUCGAGUUGCAUCACGGGAACUUCCAGGCCCUGCCCCUCACCACGAAGCCACACCCCCAGGCCUGGAUCGCUGCGCAUGCGCAGGCCACCGCCCCGACGCUGAAGCCACAGGAGGAAGAGGAGGGCGAUGAUGUCAUCUGCCCCCAGAGCAAGUGGGCGCGGCCCGGCGAAGGCUCCGCCCCGUCGGGGGGCGCGGCCUGGACGCCUGCUGCGGUGGACGACAGCGGGUACAUGACCCUGUGACCCCGUGACCCCGCGACCCUGGAGAGAAAUAAAAAAGGGAAAAAAUAAGA
Messenger RNA from Mastomys coucha (southern multimammate mouse), 887 nucleotides. Its product is annotated as cytokine receptor-like factor 2. The coding region runs from base 1 to 837 and encodes 278 amino acids. Gene Ontology annotation, cellular component: external side of plasma membrane. NCBI's taxonomy places the organism in Eukaryota, Metazoa, Chordata, Mammalia, Rodentia, Muridae. Gene Ontology annotation, biological process: cytokine-mediated signaling pathway. The transcript is spliced from 6 exons. The record is from RefSeq and is a predicted model, not a curated record. Gene Ontology annotation, molecular function: cytokine receptor activity; protein binding.